This is a messenger RNA of [Torrubiella] hemipterigena, 2954 nucleotides long. NCBI's taxonomy places the organism in Eukaryota, Fungi, Ascomycota, Sordariomycetes, Hypocreales, Clavicipitaceae. The record is from the annotation of a GenBank genome assembly.
GUAAAAGCAGCGCUGUAAAAUCUACCGCCCGCCCGUGUAAGUCCUCAAUACUUCAAUCCAGAUAUUACAACGAGCCAUAAAUAAAGGGACGGAGACAUGCCCAAUCAGUAUAUCCCGCCGCCAGACGAAGCGUACCCGGGUCUCCGCGCCCUCGGGGAUGCCUACCUCGCGUCGCAGUCUGCGCGUGAAGGCAUCUUUGGCCGAUUAGAGUAUCAUCCUCAGCAACAGCAGCAGCAGCAGGCCCGACAGCAGCGUGGAAACCCGAGAAUCACGCCGGUGCCGGUGCCGGUCCCGAUUCCAGUGCAGAGUCAUCAGCAGCAGUUUGCUGAGCGGGCGGCGGCGCUAGAGCAGCAGCAGCGGCACUUUGCGGGACAGCAGGAUGAGGCGAGACCGUUUGAUGGGACUGCGGCGACGGGCCAGUUUGGGAUAUUGGCGCCGGAUGAUGGUAUGGAUGCGAGUGGAAGUGCUGGCGCAGGGCCGAUUGUGCAGACGGGUGGGAAGUUGCCAGUGCGGAUGGUGGUUGCACCGCCGGAUUUGCAGGCGUGGCGGGAGAAGUUGUUUCAUGUGGAUGAUGUGAUUGUUCUGACGCAGGAAGAAUUCGAGACAUACUUUCCACACGUAGACAAUGUCUACUCUCACCGCUCCACGCAAAAGUACAAACGCAAGCCCUUCAUCUCGCACUACUGGGACUGCCGCAUGAAAGGCCGCCCGCCAGGCACCCCCAAGACCGACGACCCGUCCAAGAAGCGCCGCCGUCGUAGCGCGCGAGAGCGUGACCUGUGCGACGUCAAGAUUAAGAUUACCGAGUACUUCCCGGGCUCUGAGGCGUACUACCAGGCGGAGAAUGGCGGCGCUAGCAGCGUACCGCUUGAGGGCCAGAAGUUCUGGACGAUUCAGCGCGUCAAUGGCAACGGCGGGAAUGGCAAGGGCGACGGCGUGGCCGGGCCGCAUAAGCAUACGCUAGAGAGAAGCGAUGAGAUUAAGAAGAAUAGUGUGCAGCGGUGGAUGGCCGCGCAGGAUAGAGAGGUGAAGGGUGCUGGGGGGCGGAGGGCGAGUGGUGCGGCGUUGGCGACGAUAAAGAGGCAUGCUAAAGACGCGGAUAUCAAGUUUCACGCCGCAUGUUACUGCCCCUUUUCGCAGCGUGUUUGGAUUGCGCUGCAGGCCAAGGGCCUUGCGUAUCAGUAUGUCGAGACGGAUCCGCUGCGCCAAAAGGCCGGUGUACUCAAGGGCAAUCCGCGCGGCAAAGUGCCCUCGGUGAAACAGGGCGACUGGACGUGUGCGGAGAGCUGGGUGAUUCUCGAAUACUUGGACGAGCUGGAUCCGAGGGUGCCGUUGCUGCCUGCUGAUGCAAAGAUGACGGCUACAUGCCGGCUGUGGAUUGAUCAUGUAUGUGACGCGAACGAGAAGUCUCUUGUUGGAGAUGUUAUCUUGAUUGCCACACUGACUAAUGAGUUGUAGAUUAACACGCAAAUCGUGCCGGCAUUCUAUGCGCUUCUUGCGAAUCAGGACGGCGCGCAGCAUGCUCGACUGGUGGAUAAUCUGCAGAAUGCCAUUGGCGCUAUUGUGCUGGUUGCCCACGAUCAGGGACCGUUCUUCUUGGGCGCGCAAAUGUCGCUGGUGGAUAUUCACAUUGCGCCAUUUGCUCAGCGCCUGCGGACUGUACUACACCCCAAAAAGGGAUACCCAAUGGUUGAUGGCGUCACAAGUGCUGGACCUCUCGCUAGUAGUCGGGUAGGAGAGCGCUGGGCCCGGUGGGUGGCAGCGAUGGAGGCAAGUGAGGCCGUCAGGGCGACGACGAGUGGCGAUGAGGUGUAUGCAGAGACGGCGAGCCUGCUGUUGAAGACGCCAGUGGCCUAACUUGACUCUUUGUAUGGGCUUUAGCUUCCGAUGCUAUAAGCUGACUGAAUUUGUUUCAAGACUUGUCUAUACAGGCGACCAUUUUAUAUGUUCAUGUUCUGCAGCAUGGGCUGCUGCUCCUGUGUAACUAAAUCAGCCUGACUGACUGCAACUAUGGGGUAUAUACUCUCCAUCUACACGGUCUAUAUUCUACUUGUUCCGUUCCACCCAGUUUUGUGACUGCAGCUGGCGCUCAGAGCACUGCCAGACUGGCCACCACACCCAGCGCUACAAGCACAGAUUUCACAGAACCCUUCGCAGCUGCAGACUUGGCCUGUGUCGAACUGGCCGGUGGUGUUUGCGACGUUGUCUGCACUACGCUCGCAUCGCCAGUCGACUUUGGGGCCGACGUAGACGUCGCACUUGACUCAGAAUAUCCAGGCGCAAGCUUCUCCAAGCCCGCCGUAAUAUACAUGGGCACCACGUAAUCGGAAAACGCAUUAUACCUGGGAUCGAUCUCAUCCUUAUCGGGAAUCGGCAUGGGGAAUGUACCGCUAACAUACGGUGCUUCGCCGUGCACAAAGAAUUCGCAGUCCGCAGCCGUGGUGCCGUGCAGCUUGCAGUCAAAGCCGCGAGUUCUAAGCUGGUCAGUGGACAUUGCAUCAAGCCAUAAGAAACGAUAACGGGAGCCGACGUACACGUAGGUAUCCAUGGCUGUGGCAACCAUGGUGGAUGGCCCGACGGUCAGGACGUGCAUGCUGGUGUUGUAGACAGCGCACAUACCGUUCCCACCUCCGCAUUCAAUGGCAUAUUCGGUAGCUGUGGGAUUGGCCCGAAUAACUGAGGCAAAGAACGGCCUGUCGUAGUUGAGAUCAGCGCAGAAGACAGAGGUUCUGCUAAAGCCGGAGGGAGUUGGCAGCGGCGGCAGCGUCGGCAGCCCCGUAUGGGUGCCAGGCCCGGGUGUAUCUUCGAAGCCGGUGUGCAUGGUGAGUACGUGGUACAGUUGCAGUGACUGUCCUUGAGUGCUCAAAGGUUGUGUGGGAAAGACAAAAAGGUAGGAUUCGCCUCUUGGACGCGACUGUAAGGCUGGGAAAUUAACAAUACAGAGUUUGUAAGGG